GCGCGCCGCCACAUGCGCCUCCACUGAAUCAACUUUGUAUUGCCGUAAUAGUAUUUUAAUUCUAUUGGCGCGCUUUUGACUGCGGCCCCCUAUAAUAGCUUGUUUGCAAAUUGGAGCCUACACGUUACGACGACGGCGUCGAUUUACCACGAUUUGAUUGAACGAUAUACUUAUUUGGAAACUUGAACACCCUUUAUGGGUUCUUUCCGAUGUACGUUUGCUUAACCGUUUCCUAUGUAUAUCGCAGCAAACAUAAUUACCUCCGAACAAUCUAAUCUCGUCUCUAUAAUUUAUCCAGAUAAAAUUUCUUAGUCGUGACUGAUAUGUAUAAAUUCAGCUUCUAAUAACUUUGUAAUAGUAAAAAGACAUUAUAGCGAAAAAAAAUGGUAUAAAUUCAAGAAAAAAGGAUCAACAACCUUCUGAACAUAAACAAAAUUCUAUUUCAAUCGAAUGGCAGCAAUACGCUCGACGUCGAUUGGUUCCGCUUUACACAACAAUCGGACAUUGAUUCUAGAAGUUCUCGCUCGUAUUGCCAACAAAUUAGAGCUGUUAUUCACUUUACCGCGAGUAAUGAAUAACUCACUAUUUAAAUAGUACAGUGAUUGAUUCGCGACGUGGAAUGUGUGACAGAACUAAAACAAAUACGUUGAGAGAUUUUAUAGCGAUCGGCAAUAAAAUCGAUUAUCGUGUCGAAUCGCUCGCGACCGAGGGACCGCAGUCGCUCGGGGACAUUUUAAUGAGGGAAUGCCGUGAUGCCGAGUCGAGUAAAACGAACGGGACAUUUGUCUCCCCCGAAUAAUGGAAAAGUGCUGAAAGGAUAUUUAUCAAAACCGGCGAAGCUCUUCGACGGUUUAUUUUAUUUGCGAUAUUUCGACAAUCGUUAACAUUGACAAUAAACGUGUUGGAUUGAGAGAGGUGUAUACUGCACGCGGUUUUAUACGUGAACAAAAGCGGAACGUACGGAUGAUUAUAAAAUACGACAUGAUACGUCGGCUCGUUUGGAAUAGUGAAUAGCUAUCGUGAUGGGUACUUUCUGUGACACAGUAAAUUUGUCGUUAAAUGAUGUCGGCGUGUUGCGUGAUUGUGAUGAGCGUGUUCUUGGAUCGUCGCCAGUUAUGCUACAGACACUUCCACAAACAUUCUAAAGAAAACGUUUUUACGCGACACGAGGUGAUUCACUCCUGUUUCAUUUAUUACCUUGUACCGUUGUCAAACAAAAUAUCGUUUAUUUACUUUUGUUGUUAAGUAAAAUAGAGAUUCGUUUGCCUACCGCAAAACUUUAAAUAACGUUUUAAAUUGUUCAUGCAGUACACUAAAUCAGAAUUGUAAAUGACGUUGGAUUUCCGCCAAUGUUACUUUGUUUCCAACUAUCCGAGUAUUCAUAACUGCCUUAAUCGAAAUAUGCUUUGGUAUCUUAGCUCAGUGUUGCGAGAUGGCGCAUCACACACUGGAAGGAUACAUUUAAACCGGGCUAAAUAUAUGUAAAUCAAAUUAGUUUGGCUACGAAAGUGAAACUCGGAUUAGAAAGUAUUAGUGUUUUAAGGGGAGUAUAAUUGGAUCGUAAUUGUGAUGGAACCGUACGGUCGUGGGAGCACGUGUUGGCGUUGGGAAUUCGUGAUCAGUGAAACGAUAUCGAGUGACCUCAGAGGGUCGCGGGGCGCGCCGGCAGCCGGCCCGGCCGUGUACACGAUAUCCAAGUACACGUUCGUAUUAACAUAGCUAGAGGGCGCUAAUAAACACCUACGACGCUACGCACGUACAAAGCCACUUCGUGCGGACACAAAUUGCUUUUGUUCGGCGAGGAACGUGCUGUGAUGGAACCAGCUAGAAUUAUAGCCCUCUCAUUGUGGCUCGCUGCUGAUGGACUCACAACUUCUCUCGGUUAAUUACUUGUAACUUUUACCUGCUCGAGUGGCAUUAACUUGUUUUGUAGUUGACGUGCCUGAGAAUUGUUUGGCAAUCAUACCGUUGCGCGUUGUUACCAACUUACUAUGUACUUCCUUUGUUCAAUAGUUCAUAUUAUUUUUGAUAUAAAUCUUGAUCAUAUUUCUUCUAUUCUUAACAUACAUUCUGAUCAUUUAUUGAAAGAAUUUUAUGCGGCAAACCUGAAAAAUUAAAUGAGAAUAAUAGAUAACAAUUUCAUAAUUCUCGUUAACCCACUUGAGGAGAUAAUCCCGGAAGGGUCAAACAGAGGUACACAGCGAAAUAGCCUACUGUUCACCAAUGACGAUAUUAGGAGCCUUGUGAUAGGGUGCGAACCUAUCUCUAUUUAUCGAACCCCGACCCAAUCCUCUGCCAUAAUUAAGAAUGUUUAUAACAAAAAAACAAACUAUUGUGCUAUACAUACGCUUACUACGUAUGCUUUGGGCAACUGUGCUAUGGACAUCUGUUAAUUAUUUUCUUCACUAAUUUACCUGUAUCGAUUCAAUAGUGUUAUUAAUCUGCCGCAUUCGAUUAAGUCGGUGAUUACAAAGACCAACUGAAUAAUCAGUGAGAUAUUCUGAAGAUAAGAACGGUCAUUAUCCCUUUUAAGAACUGCUGUAAAACAUGCAAUCUCAGAUAAAAUAUUUUCUAUAUAAAGCUGCGUACAUAUCUAUCUAAUCUUCUUGAAAUAGAAAAAGAAACAAGGUAACAUAUUAUCAAACAUGCGAGCCCGUUUCUUAUUUUACUUUAUCUGUGUCGAGAUAGACAAUAUUUAUGUGUGUUAUCUGUGUGCCGCUGUCGCAUCUAUUAGCUGGGUACAAGGCGAGCAUAAAACUAAAGAGAACGAUUUGGCUUAAUAAUGUCGUUUGUGUUGUGGCUGUGGCUCGCUUGACGCGCGUGGGUGCAUCCAGCGCACGUAUUGCCGUCAAACGAUCGCUUUCUUUCUCAAUAUUUAGACUGGGGGUAUACUGGAAACUUGACGCUUCGAAAUAACACGAAACAGAUACAAACCAUUUGUAGAGGACGUCGUCGACUAGCCAAACGGACAUAAAACGUAAAUGUCUUCUUAAUGUUCACAGCUGAAGUACAGUCGUUUCUUGUAAUAAGCUUUUGUUAUGUGGCCGCUUUUUAUUUUAAUAGCAAGCAAAACUUUCCCACGUAUCGGAUAACAGUUCACUAAGAGUAACCACCAUAAAACGUGCAUAAAAACUAAAGAGCCACUCACAUAAAUAAAGUGAGAUUAAGUUGAGGCGAAUUCGUGAUUAUUCAAGUUCGGUUGCCGAGCGGGGACCACCGACUGUCUCGGAUAAAGGGGCUUCUAACUCGCUCUCGUAUUUCAUUUCACUCAAAAUGGAUUCAGCCUCAGAGGCAAAAAAUAUUUAUAUUAUAUCAAAAGAAAGAUCAAAAGUGUUCGCGAAUAUGAAAGCGAACGACCGCGAACAACUCGAAGGAGUGAGUAGGGGGAACAGGGACCGGUGAGGGAUUUUUAUCGAGUCCCGCAUUCAUGUUAUGAGUUGACUUAUACGAUAUAGCGCCGCGUCGGAAAUAUUGUAAUCUAACAUGAAUACAGAAUUCAGAUAUAGGUAAUACGUUUUACGACAGCUCCGGAAUAUCGUGGGAGUUUUUACGUCGCCGCUGUCAUAUUUGAGGUAAAUUGUUUAUAUUUUUUAAACAAAUUAACAUGAGCGGAUGUUGUUGACAUUAUUAUGACGGCCAUCUUUUAACUGGCUUCAUUACGGCUAACACCUAGAAUAUUAUAAGUGUUGGUUUGAUUGCAUUCCACUCCAUUAAAAUUUAUUAAUAGACUUAAUAUAAAAUGUGUGAGACGGUAAGAGAAGUCAUGUAGCUCUAAUCACUAACAUAAAUAGUUAAUUCGAUCUCUAAUUGAGUUUAAAAGCUAUAAAAGGCUUUAUAAUUUGCACAAAAUAUCAUCCAUAACUUUCAUAUUGUUCAGUAAUGUGUUGAUGUUCAAAUACAAAAAACAUUAUGAGUAAUAUACAAAAUCAUAAGAACGUUAAAGUUAUUUUCAUAAAAUAAUUUAGCUAUAUCUUUCCGAGCGAGGCGAGCGUAAAUGAUUAUAAACGUGAGUAACAGUCGUGUAGGUUGGAACAUACGUAGUCAUUUCAAAUAAUCAAAAGAGGGGAAUGUUUAUGUCUGUCGAAAGAUCGUUAUUUUUUACGCGGUAAUAAAUGAAGUAACGAGCGACUUACAUGCAAUGUGCACGCGUACUCACGACCACUGUGGCGGUACUGCAGUACCAGGGCGGCAGAAACAUGCUGCAGGUGACAUUAUCCAGCUUAUAAUUCCUUUUUGCUUACGUUCGUUGCGGCUUUAUUUUAUGGUCCUCUGACCAAAGGGUUUCAACAGGGUCAUGAUAUUUUAUAGAAAGGUUUUCUUAUCGCCCAUUUUAUGACUACAGCACUCUAGGGAAAAUAUACUGUUUCAUUUACAUUAUAGAAAUCAAUCUCUAGGAAAAUGUAGAGAAUGAUCGAGUUACAGAAAUAACAGACGUUUUCAAAUGAUAUUCUUCAUAUUUCCAGUGAGUGAAGGCAAUAUUGAAAUAAUAAUGUAAUAGCGCUAUUGUGUAACCAAGAGAAUAAACAUUGUGAAAGCGAUUAUAUUGAUUAAGUUUCGUACAAGGAGCGCAGAGGCCGAAGGAGCCAACAACGCUUUUACAUAGUUUUGCUGGUUUUAGUACGUUUUUGCAUCGAUGUUGCAAAAAGUUUUACACCAUGGUUUAAUUUGCUAGUUCCAGGCCAAAUGUGUUGCUUUUAAUGCUCAGUAAGUAUCCUAUUCAAACUAAUUUCCUAAAUAGGAAGAAAAAAAAAACAUCAAGAAAACCGCACAUUCAUUAAAAAUAUUUAAGCUCUAAGUAAAGUAACUAAAUUGUAUAAGAAAACUGUUAUAAACAAAAUUAUUAUAACGACACCUAACAAAACUGUUUUUUUGACAAAGCUUUGCCUUUCAAUGCGUCCUCAUUUGUUUGUACAUUACUUUAAUCUCUACAUCACACAAGGGGAAACGUAUACAUUAAAUCCAAUAAAAAUUAAAAACAUAACAAUAAAAAAAUCAAAUGUACCGCAACAGUAAUCCAUCACAAAAGGAUUAUCAUAUGCGAGGAUAAAUUAUAUUUGUAUAAUGAAACUUUAGCUUCGCGUAUGCUUAAGUUUUAUAACUUUAGUAUAACCUGAACACGCUCCCAUCACAUGCUAUGCCCCAUUGUUACUGGAAAUCUGGUUUAGGAGAGAGUAGAUAAUAUAACAAAGCAUAAAUACCCUAGGUAAUACCGUAUACGCAUACCAAACUAUAUUGUAACAAGUUUAAACUUUGAAAGAGUACCUGAGAAUGCUAUUACUGUUGUUAAUGUUUCAGAAUAUUAGUUUAUUAUAAUAGUGAGGCCGAGCGCAGUAAAAUAGAUCUUGAAUAUUUUCCACCGUAAUACUUCGAAUGAGUUUAAACACUUUAAGGUUUAUUUCUAUAAUUAAACAACUGCUCUUUAUGUGGUCUGUAAUUGUUUUACUCACAUUUCAAAGAUCCCUAAUUGACCACCAUAAUAGGACAAAACGCGCAAUGUUAUAAGUUCAAAAUGAGACAAACACGAUCAUAAUCUAUGUUGUUGCUUUUGUUCAUUGAAUCGAUUAUCCCACGCGCUCGGAUUAUUUCUUGUAGCCUACUUAUCAUCGUGCCAAUCUUAUCGAAUAUAAAUAUCGAUUCUACUAUACUAAUAGCUUAUACAGUGCAUAAACAGAUGAAAAAGUUACUUGAUAAAUGCUAUCUAAACGGUAUAAAUGUGCCAGAACAAUCUUCUGCAGUUAAAAUAAAUAAUGAAUACAAAGACGUGCAAUUCAAAGAAGUUUCAACAUUUCAUAGAGAACAAAAGAAUUGAGAAGAAACGGCGAGUGAUUCCCGCAGCUCGGCGGUGCACUGUUUGUACAAGUUAUUAGCUAAGGCCCGUGGUGUUAUCUCCCGUGUAAAUUUAUGCAACAAUCUCAUCGAGGCGGCCGCGGGUUCGGGGUGUCAGCGAUAACAUGGAAUUGACACCGCGCCAUCAAUCACUUUGUAGUGAGUGGGCUGCUCGAGUGUACGGGUGUCGCGUUGCAGUUGUGGUUAUCGGCUACAAAUUGCUGUCGCUCCACUGAUUAACGAUGUACAACCCGUACAAUCCGUACAUAUACAUUUUAAUAAAAAAAGAUAAAUUAAUAAAGUCCAUUCAGCAGAUAUACAAAAUGAAUUUAAAGGUAACUUUAGCGGAGCAGCGACGACGUACUCCGCACAAUAACGCAUAAAGUAUUUAAAGCGAGAAAUAAAAUGGAAUCGCACAAUCCAAGCUAAGCCCGGGCCGUAACCAAUCAAAACGGAGGUACUCGAAUAGAAAUUGAUAAUAACGAUCGGGUAAUACUGUGUGGACAGGUUUACAAGUGAAGUAAAGGAUGUGACAAUCCCGCGUUUAAAAGUAAGCCCAUAUCGAUUAUAGUUUCCGGUAUCUGUGACGUUCCAUUGUGUGUAUUGUUGUCGCCGGGGCUGUGGAAGCCCGGCUUCAUCCGUCGCUAUAAGGUCGCUUCUCGGAAAGCCAGCUGGCGUGUCGUUCCCAACGCUCCCUGUCUCGCCGGGUUAAGAUUACAAUGUCAAUAGACGUUUCGGCUAUUGAAUCGCCCGCUCGGCUGGGAACUUGCGUCUUUUUUAAACAACAUUCUUUAGAUUACGAGUACUUAGCAAUUCUAUAGACGGUAUCUACGAAAUUUCGUGCAUCAUACUUCGCACAAGGUUUAGGUUAGAUAAGAAUUCCCAGAAUAUUAUCUAGUAGUGAUCAGUCUUACUUAGUAAUACUACUUCCUUUCAAAUUAUCAUUAUGACAUUUCUAUCCAUUUACUAUCAACGAACAGGUACAUUUGUAAAUCAAUAAGAUUGUCAUUACUUCUCCAGUACCCUUAGCUGUCGUAUUUUAUAGCAGUUCAAAGUUCUGUAGUUAAGGAUCUCAAAGUAUUCCAGUUGUGAGAGCGACUUUUGAAUAAUGCUUCAGUUUUUCUUAUUCAGUAAGUCUUCCUAUAACUCAAACAACAAAGAGCCGGCUGGAGAGAUCCUAACAAAAGAAUAUGAGAAAUAUCUGCGCCUCUACAAUCCGAACCGCAUCGCUACUUCGGUUAUAUUGGAAAAAUAUUUCUUGCUCGUCUCUUACACGGAUACCUAGUUAAAAUUUCUAUAAAAGACUUGAAUGUGUAAUAUUUUCGCUACAUUUUUAUAGAGAUAUUUUGAUAUGAAUGUAAUCUGUUAGUUUGCCGUGUUUAGUUGGGAUGAGGUAGACGGUGCCCAUUCAUAAUUUAAGUCUCAGAUGCUCUGAUUAAAUUUCUUCCGCUUCAGAGGUCCCUUUGUUGUCAGUAACUUCUAUUGCGACACAAAAGCACUCGUCUACGGCAGGAUAAUUUAUUUUAAAGAGUCCUCUGUCUUACAGAGACUUUUUCGACUUAUUACGCUGAAUUGUACUUUAAAGAUUGUUUUUCUCGUAAAAUAUGCUUCGUUUUAUUUCUCUUUUAUAUGCCUGUAGUUUUUUUCAUUUGUGAUAUUAAAUGCGAGAGCCUUUAUUUCUUUGAAGUAAUUUUCUUUCAAAGUAUGGCAAAGCAAGUGUUUCUUUUUCUUUUAAUGUUAUAUAGAAUCCUUAGGGAAUGAGUUCUGUUUUUCCGUCUGUAUCCGGUUUCUAUUCCACAUCGUUGGUUAUAAAAUUUUUGGUAGAGUUUAACACUCAGGGAGCGAUUUACGAGCAUAGGGCGAGCGUCGCGCGGCAUCUGCCUCUAAGCCACCAUUUUUAUUUAUUGACAGCUCGAUUUUGGCACCUGAACAAAUAAUAUUCUGAAGACAUGUUUCAAUUUAAUACUAAUGUCUAUUUUCAUAUUGGUAAAAUAGAAACUGAGAUAAUAACAAGUAAAUAAAACCUUAUGAAAAGGGAUUACAUAAUAGAAGGAAUUCCUAGAAUACCUAGUUCCUGUUUAAAAUUAAAAUAGGUACGUAUCAACUUUGUGCGGAUGUAGGCCUUACAUAUUUUUUUUAUCUUUUUCAAACAAAAUAACCAUUACUUAUGUGUAAUAUCAACUAUAUCAAGUUUAUCGAUCACGUUGACCAAAACGGCUCUUAAGCAAAACGGAAAUGAACGGUAUGCGGACGUCGCCACCGCACCGCUAACGCUCCGUGUGGUCUCAACUCGUAGGUUUUAAGUGGCUAAUUCAUGUGAACCACUAAUGAAUACCACGUAAAAGCCGUAACGACAACCUGACCAUCUCAAUUUUGAUUAUUUAAAAGCAAUUCAUUGAAAUAAUUUAUUUGUUACCAACGAGCUCUGUAGCUCGCCAUAAAACGCUUUGUAAUUAUCCGUUUGUUUAAAGAAUGUAUUACACAAAUAAACUUUACGAUUCCAACGUUUAAACAUAACUUUUUAUUAUCUCACAUGGUUUCUUGAACGCACACACAGGAAAAAAUGUUUUAUCACCACCUACCGCGCGCCCGUGAACGAGCACGCGGUCUCAUUACAUGGUGUUCAAUAAUUUGUCCAUUAAGGCCGUCAGUGGUCGACGUGAUCCAUCAUUACAACACAGUAGGUGUGUCGGGCACGGAGCGCUACGCCAGUCUCAAACCAGGAUCGCUACCGGGAUGCCAGCGUGUCUAGUGAUAGUGCAUUGAGGUCGUGUCGGUACCUAGCAUAGUGUUAGUGUAACUAUAGUGCAUCAAAGUGCUGAAUGGAUUGUGUCUCUUUUGGAUUGCCAUCGAGAGUCAUCGUUAGACCAACUUGGGAACGGGCUACAAUGGUGUGUGCGUGUGCGGGGCAGCGGGGGGCGGGCGCGGGCAGCCGGCGCGCAUGGCGGCGCCAAUGAGGGAGGGCGCGCCGGCCGGCGGAGCUCGCCCCGCGCCCCACGCGCACCCCGCCAACUUCGAGUACGAUGACAACGAGUGGGACAUCGGCAUCGGCGACCUCAUCAUAGACCUCGAUGCCGACAUAGAGAAGACCGACGAGGCGGGCGGCAUGGCGGCGCGCGCCGAACCUGACGCGCAGCGCACCGCGCUCAAGAUGAAGAUCAAGCGCACCAAGCCUGGCACCAAGAGCUCCGAAGCCAAGCACGAGAUCGUCAAGUCGAACGAAAUGAACGGUGAGCCCAAGUCGACGGUGCCCGCGCAAGCCGCGCCGCCCGCCGCCGCCAAGCGAGGGUCCGGAGGACACCGCCGCGACAAGGCGCGAGACAAGCAUCACCACCCGCACCCGCCGCACGACGUGAACGGCGUGGCGCGCGUGCCGCCGCCGCCCAACGCACCCGGGCCGCCUGCGCCGCCGCCGCCGCACACGCCCGCGCUCUCCGCGCCCGCGCCGCACGCUCCUCACGCGCCGCACGCGCCGCACGCCAAGCCCGAGCCCCGGCCCGCGCCCGCGCCGCGCAUGGACAGCAAGCCCCCCGCGCCCGCGCCCCCGGCGCCGGCCACACCCGCCCCCGCGCCCCCGCCGGCGCCGGCGCCGGCGCAGCACGCGCAUCAUACUUCGCAUGCCCCGCAUGCGCCCUCAACCCCUUCCAAACCUGAACCUGACGACUCACGGCAAGAAACGCACAGUUCGCAGCCUCCACCAGCCAAAAAACAAAAAACUGAAAAUAAGGAAACAGCAGAAGUGUGCGUGGGCACGUCUGUGGGCACCAUUACGGAGCCGGACUGCCUCGGCCCCUGCGAGCCUGGUACCUCGGUCACGCUGGAGGGCAUCGUGUGGCAUGAGACGGAAGGUGGUGUACUAGUAGUGAAUGUGACGUGGCGAGGGAAGACUUACGUAGGAACCUUACUGGACUGCACGCGACACGACUGGGCGCCGCCACGGUUUUGCGAUUCUCCUACGGAAGAGUUAGAUACACGGACGCCGAAAGGUCGAGCGAAACGUGGCCGUGGCGCGGCGCCGACCGACAUGACAAACUUCACCGAGACGCGGUCCUCGGUCCACAGUAAGCUACGCAACGGAGGCGCCAAGGGACGAAGAGCCCUGCCCUCCCCUACGCCGUUCACACCUCCCAGACCUGACUCGAAAAGAAAACGCACUUCGGAUGCAGAAGAGCGCCCUCCGACGCCGAAAACGAAGCGUCCGCCCCCCACACCGUCUUCCCCUCCACCUGAUCCCGUCCUCCUCGAAUGUCCAGAGCCCAACUGCUCGAAGAAGUACAAGCACGCGAACGGUCUGAAGUACCAUCGGUCGCAUGCGCAUGGCUCGCCUGAUGACGACGACAAGGACGGCUCGAGUUCAGAGCAGGAAGAGCCGGCGACGGAGCCCGCGUCGCCAGCCCGGCCGCCGUCCGCGCCUGCGACGCCAGCCACGCCUGUCAAGUCACCUACUCCGGCGAAAUCCCCUGAUGCUAAGGUGGACAAGUCGCCGGAGAAGUCCCCAGAGAAGCCGGAAGCGGAGGCGGGGUCCCCUCAGCAGCCACGGUUCCCAGAGGAGUUCGGGCCGGCGUCCGAGCCGCCUGCGCCCGCCGACCGGCCGCAGACACCGCCGCAGCCGCCCGCCACGCCGCCUGACGCGCUUCCUACGCUACAACCUACUCAGUUUAAGGUGAAGCCCCGCUCUGCUCUCAUGGCUGAGGAACGGAAGUCAACGGAGUCUCCAGCGGAGGAGUCACCGGGCAAGCGGCGCGGGCGGCGCUCCCCGACGCCGGGCGUGCGCUCCCCGGCCUACUCCGACAUAUCGGACGACGCUGCGCCGCCGGACCAGCCGCCGGAGGACCCCGCGCACAGACCCUUCCCGGUUUAUCAUCAGUACUACGGACAGCCGUCUUACAUGCCUCCUACACAUCCUCCCACUGCGCCGCCUCAGUCUGCUGACAAGGGCAAGGAGGACCUCUCUAAGGGAGACCCUAAGGCUGACCUUAAAGACGGCAAACCUGACAACGGUCCUCAAAAAGUGUUACCUCAACACUUCUACCCUUACAACUACGUUCCUAACUUCCCUUAUAACGUCGAGGCGGGUGGACCUCCACCUGGUCCCCCCUUAGAAGACAAGAGCAAAGACUCGGACCGGUCGAAAACGACGCCUAGUCCACUAGAUAAGAGCAAACAGAGGCCUCCGGAUGGGAAGGAGAACCCAGCGAGACCGAAUGACAACCAUCAGAUAUUAAAGGAGAGCAUUGAAAUGAAGGCGCAGAUGGGAUCGUACGCCUUCCAGAGACCACCAAAUGCGAGGGAAGAGGAAUUAAGAAGAUACUACAUGAGUUUAGAUCAGAGAAGGAAAGAGGGGGCCGGCGACGGGAAGCCCCCCGGGCUGGCGGCGGGCGCGAGCGGGGGCCCGGCGCGGCCGCCGCCGCAGCCCGCGCACAAGCAGCCCCCCAAGGACAAGGACGAUAAGCCCAAGGACGACGUCAAGGUGAAACAGGAGGGUCAGAAGCCGACAACAGAGACGCAAGGCCCCCCUCCGCCGCCGACCUCGCAGUACUACCUGCCGCCGUACAUGCAGCCGCCGCACUACGGCGCCCUGCCCUUCGACCCGGUGUACCGCGCGCCGCUCAGCCCCAUGCUGGUGUCGGGCUUCGCCAGCGGCUGGAGCGUGCCCCGCUACCACGCGCCCGAGGACCUGUCGCGCCCGCCGCAGGGCAAGCUGGACCUGCUGCCCGGCGUGGGCCCGCCGCCGCCGCCGCACCCGCCCAACUUCGCGUACGGCGGCCCGCCGCACAAGAUACAUGAGCUGCAGGAGCACGCGAAGUCCCCGCAGAACAAGCCGCGCGCAGACGCGCCUAAGGAGCCGGCGCCGUCGCCGCGCUCGCCGCGCUCGCCGCCGCCGCAGCGACACGUGCACACGCACCACCACACGCACGUCGGGCUCGGCUACCCGCUCUACCCGCCGCCAUACCCCGCGGCGGCCGUGCUGGCGAGCACGCAGGCCGUCGUCAACUCGUUCCCGACGCCGCCCAAAUGAGAGGCGCCGCCGCGCCGCGCCGCGCCGCCGCCUCGCGAAGUGCCACUAGCCAUAAUGAAACACUGUGAUCUCGCGUAACCCACGAUGUGUAUGUGAUGUGCGCUUUGAAUGUUAGAGAAUGUGUCCGGACAUAGUUACCUUAUAGUUGCGAGUGUUGUGUUCUCAGGACCGUGAUGUUGUGAACGUUGUGCGAGGCGGGCGCGCGAGGACGUCGCGCUCGCCCGCAAUACCCUGUUUUAUAUGUUUACUAGUGGAAGCACAAACUAGUUUUGUACAUAUUAGUGUUAUGUGUAAAGUACCCUACGAUUGUUAGUGUUCCAUAAGGGUUAUGUAAUAUAAACAUCGAAUUUUCCGAUUCUCCCUCUGGGCAUUGUACUGAUGUUUGAAGCCCCGUGUCUAAAAUGUAUAUCAUUGCGAAUACAGCCUAGUAAGAUCUUUAUUUAUGAUAUCUGCAUUCCACAAAACGAAAGCGAGCGUAUCUAGUUUUAAAGUAUAAUGUUAAUUAAGAUUUAAGUAAUUUAGGGUAAGUUUAAAGGCGUCAAUGUGAUCAUUACAAUAUGAGUCGUAGCGUGCACAAAUCGUACUCUGUCUCGAUAUAGUGAAGAAUGACUUAUUAUUAUAUAAUGUAGAGAGCAUCCUAUAGAUUCGUGGAGUGUGUGGACAUCGCUGUCCGUGUAUGUAUGUCUGGCUUUUAAUCAUAACUGUAAAAAUCUCAUAGUCCGAUAUUGUCAGAUGCAAGGGAUUAGGGUUUCUGUACUGCACAAUAGGUAACGAGUGUUCUCCUGUGUUCGACGACAAUAUUAUUUCCAUGCAUUUAAAGUACCAUUGACUUCCUGAUAGAUUGACUCGCCGUCUGUUGGCGAGACUGAAUCUAUCAAUUGUUUCAUAAAGUAGUCUUCCAAUUGGUUAACUUGGGGAAAUCUUAAUUGUGUUGAUGCAACUAUUUUGUAUUUUAUAUUAAGUGACGAUAUGAUUGUUAUUUAAUUUGUAACUGUACACACUGCGGGUAUCGUGUGGCGACGAUUCGAGUGAACGAACCAUGUCGAUUGCAUUUCAAGUUUAGUAGAGAAACAUUUAUAAACACAUUUUAGAGAAUUACAUAAAAAAUAUUUGUAGUAAUAUGGUAUUAUUUUCAUGACAUUUUAGUCAAUGUACGCGCGUACCUGUUUCAUAAUAAAUUAUCAAAAAAAAAACAAUAUUUUGUAGAAAUUGCGGGGCCUAAAUACCUAAGUUUAUAUGGUGUAAGUGAAUCAUGUUUGUGACGAGGAAUUUUUGAAAACCAGUGACUUUUAUUCUCUUGUUAUAAAAUACUGUUGCUUAAAAGCAAAAUGUCUACUUACGUAAUAAUUAAAAAUUGCAUAAAUAAUUGAUGCGCUACUCGAUGGCAGUUGAUUGUGACUUAUCAAUGUUAAUUAAUCUUUAUGAGAGGUUAAUAAUAACAUGGUAGAGACAAACAGAUACCGCGAACACAUAAUCACAAUCAACAAUAUUUAAACUCUUUCGAAUACUUCAAAUUGAAAACAAACCUUGUUUGAAAGUCACAUUCAUGAUAAGUUGAUAUAUUUUCAAUGGAAUUUAAAAUUUAUGUAGUCACUAUGUUUUGCUUGUUGGAGAAUAUUUUAAUCUUAAUUGGGUGAUUAAUUGAUGUGAGAAUGUAAAGCUAUACAUAAUAAACUGUACACGAGCAUAAGGUGUUCUAGAGUGUGGGCCUGCUGACAACAGCUCCUUGAGAAGCGACGAGCUCAAGACCGUGAUAAUCAGCUGUGAUUAACGCAAACUUAAUAUCUGUGCUAGUAACCAUCGGAGCGUUAUGUUGAUUUGUAAAUUAUAUGAAGAGGCUCGUGCACUGUCACCGCUCUGUAUUCAGUUAGGGCUUAGUAGCAGUAUGCGGUAUCUCGCGAUACGAGGCAAAUGUUUUAGGUAAUAACCGAGAUGCGAUCGUUUAGUAAAUUGAGCGGGCAUGCGAUGCACUGCAUGGUACGUGUGUCGCGGGCCGCUACCGGAGAGCAGGGCAGGCUGCCGCCAGCUGAUCUCAGACGCCAAGCGCUCGGUGCACUGUCGACGCAUAGACUGAUCGAUCUUUUCGUUUUAACCCCGUUCGACCACGAACAUUAUUACGCUUUCAUUCAUUUUGUACCAGUGGCGACUUGGUAUAAAACAUGAUCAUUGUAUUUAUAAUGUAUCGAUAUAUAUAAAUGAACAUUUGUGUAUUUUUUUUUUUGAUGUAACUAAAGCCAAGUUUGAUUUUACUUAGAAAAGAAUUCGAGACGUUGAAAAAAGGAAUAAUAAAGAUAAAUUAUUUCUU
Molecule: messenger RNA, 14150 nt
Organism: Trichoplusia ni (cabbage looper)
Lineage: Eukaryota; Metazoa; Arthropoda; Insecta; Lepidoptera; Noctuidae
Product: zinc finger protein 608-like
Exons: 13
Coding region: 8768-11845 (1025 amino acids)
Biological process (GO): regulation of transcription by RNA polymerase II
Cellular component (GO): nucleus
Source: RefSeq, a predicted model, not a curated record